AUGGCCCUCCCAGCAGACCGCGCCGUGCGUCCGGUCUUGUCCAAGCUCUGCUCGCAAUGUUCGUCUUUCACAGCUAGACAGAGCAGGCAAAGUGCUGCAUUUUUGCAGUCAGCCCAGCAGCGUUCCGUCAGCUCCAUCCGCGGGGCACAAAGCUCUUCCUCGUCCUCGAGGCAAGCCGGUGGCAUCACCACAACCGUCUCGCGCCCGACCCAGACUUCGAUCACGAACAAGCUCCCUUCGGUUGUUUCCCAGUCCAGAUCCAAGGCCAGCAGCUCGACAUCGUUCGCCACCAACGAGGAUCUGGCCAGUGUUGGCAUCCCUUCGAAGCCGAUUCUCGAGCAGGACAACCUCUUCCACUCUUUCACCAACUCGCCCAUUCCCAAGAUCCGCCAGCGCGCGGCCUUCAUAAAAGAGCACGCCAGCUGCCCUCACCACAGCCACCGCCCAGGACAGUUCUCUGAGACCAGCCGCCAAGUCGAUUCCGAGUCUGGCUCCCAGCCCCCGAAGCAUGUUGAUUUCGAGUGCCCCGACUGUGGCAUCCCGGUAUACUGCAGCGAGCAGCAUUGGAUGGACGACUACGAGAAGCAUCUUGAGAUCUGCGACACUCUGCGACAGAUCAACGAAGAUGACCAUGACCUCCAUUCUGGCCGCCACUUCUACGAGUUCAACUACGCCGGCCCGCAAAUGGAUGAUGCCAUGGUCAACAUGACCAACUGGGACACCUUUAUGUAUACCCGUCAGUUCGAAGCUGUCAAUGAUGACCGGUGCAUGAGACAGGCGACUAAGCUGUUGACCUACCCUCUCACGAUCGGCAGCAUUCUUCACGAGCUGAGCCCGUACCACAUCCGGAAUCGUCUCACCGUGGAGGGUUUGAAGAGUUUGACGGCUCUUCGCUAUACCCUGCAUCCCCCCAAGACUGGAGGCAACGAAUCCAUCAAGGGACUCCGGCCAGAGGCUCCUCCCGUGCGCCUGUUCAUCCUCGGUGCUCGUGCUGAGUCGUCGCUGCCCAGAGAUGCGUGGGUGCAGCUGGCCCACCUUUUCCCCCGGUCAAGAUUCCAUCUGAUCUUCAUCGGACCGGAGAGCAUGAUGAACCGCGAUGACGAGUUCCCCCUCCCGCCCCGUACUCCCUCGAACCCCUACGGCGCGGUUGUGGAGGACCGCGUGUGGCCUACCAUGAAGAUCAGCACCAUUGUGGACUAUUACCAUACCAUCCACAAGACGGGCUAUUUCGCUCCUCACGAUCCUUACUUUGACGCCUUCGUGCUCUUCCACCCUGGAUUGGGCCACCCGGCGAGCUCCCACGAGUGGGAGGAGACGCUGCCUAUGCUUCUCGAGACCAAGGCUCCUAUCAUUGCUACGGGCUACACGCAGGCUGACAUGGAGCGUGAUGUUGAGUGGGUCAACAAGAAGGCCAAGGGUGAAUUCGACAUUCUUAUGGAGCCUGGCGAGAACAUCUUCCGCAGUCUCCGGUGGGAUCUGAACGAUCUCGACCCUCAGGACAUCAGUGCCGGUAACUGGGGCGUGUGGGCUUUCCGCGGAAAGAGAUACGAGGCCACCGUCAAGGACGACGGCGUCAUUGCUGUAUAA
Molecule: messenger RNA, 1587 nt
Organism: Sordaria macrospora k-hell
Lineage: Eukaryota; Fungi; Ascomycota; Sordariomycetes; Sordariales; Sordariaceae
Biological process (GO): mitochondrial respiratory chain complex IV assembly
Source: RefSeq, a predicted model, not a curated record